AUGGUGACACGAGCCGAGUUUCGCUGCAUUCGCCGCGCUUCGCUGCAGAUGACAUGCUUCAUUUCUGUUGUUUAUUCUUCCAGACCCAUAUACUACCUUGACGAAACCUGGGUCAACGCCGGACACACAAAGGAUAAAGUAUGGGAAGACGCGAACAUCACGACACGGGAGGAGGCCUUUCGGCAAGGCCUGACCACAGGGCGUCGCGCACCAAGCGGCAAAGGUGGCAGGCUCAUCCUUUUGCACGCCGGCAGUGAGGACGGGUUUCUGAAUUCUGCAUGCCUUCUCUUCCGAGCUGCAAAACGAUCUGGGGACUACCACACCGAAAUGGACGGGCCGCGCUUUGAGAAGUGGUUCGGUGAACAACUUUUGCCCAAUAUCAAGCCGUGCAGUGUCAUUGUAAUGGACAACGCGCCGUACCACAGCGUCCGCCUCGAUAGAGUUCCAACAUCGUCAUCUCGAAAGGCUGGCAUUCAGUCGUGGCUGACAGAAAAGAACACCGUGUUUUCACAAGACCAAUUGAAAGCUGAGCUGUUGGAUUUGGUGAACGACCACAAGAAGAUGUUUUCCGCCUAUCGCGUGGAUGUUUUGGCGAAGGCUGCCGGUCACGACGUCGUGAGGCUUCCUCCGUAUCAUUGCGAAUUUAACCCGAUCGAACUGAUAUGGAGCCAGGUGAAAGGUUACGUCGCUGCUAACAACACAACAUUCACCCUUGCCGGCGUUGAAAAACUGGUGCGUGAAAGCAUCGAUCGCGUAACGCCAGACAACUGGCUCCAGGCAUGUGCUCAUGUGAAAAAAAUCGAAGAGGACUUGUGGCAACGUGACGGCCUCAUCGGCUCAAAGCUCGACCAGCUUAUAAUUCCACUCGGGUCAGAGUCCAGCACCGAGAGUGACGGUAGUGACAGUAAUAUGAGCGAACUGGAAUACCUCACAUGA
Rhipicephalus microplus (southern cattle tick) is the source of this 936-nucleotide messenger RNA. RefSeq lists its product as uncharacterized. Gene Ontology annotation, molecular function: nucleic acid binding. The record is from RefSeq and is a predicted model, not a curated record. Lineage: Eukaryota; Metazoa; Arthropoda; Arachnida; Ixodida; Ixodidae.